Colletotrichum karsti is the source of this 1095-nucleotide messenger RNA. RefSeq lists its product as uncharacterized. The record is from RefSeq and is a predicted model, not a curated record. Bases 1 to 1095 code for a protein of 364 amino acids. Lineage: Eukaryota; Fungi; Ascomycota; Sordariomycetes; Glomerellales; Glomerellaceae. The transcript has 3 exons.
AUGUCCGCGCAACCUGUUACUGUUUCGCUGAAAGAUCUUAAGGAGGGCAACAUUCCCUUCAAGACUCUCCAGGAGGCUUUUGGUCCCGACUCUCUUGGAAUCUUGGUUGUGAAAGAUGUUCCGACUGAGUUCGCUCAUCUGAGACAUCAAACCUUGUCUUAUGCAUCCUACCUGGGCAACUUACCCGAAGAAGAGUUAGUGAAGCUCGAAAAUGUCAAGGCGAAAUACCUGACGGGCUGGUCACUCGGCAAGGAAACCCUCAAGGACGGCCAGGUCGACACGUUCAAGGGCUCAUACUACGCCAACUGCGCAUUCUACGUUGAUGCGACCCUCAACUGCGCCAAGCCCACAGCCGAGUUCAACGAGGACAACUUUCCCGAGUACCUCUCACCUAAUGUCUGGCCGGCUCAGGACGUUCUUCCUGGCUUCAAGCCAAGCCUCGAGAGCCUCUGCCGUGUCGUGAUCGACACCGCCGUCCUUGUCGCUCGUGCUUGUGAUCGGUUCGCCGAGUCGGAAAUCCAGGGUUACCCGAAGGGGUAUCUCGAGCACGUCGUGAGCACGUCGACCACGACCAAGGCCCGUCUGCUGCACUACUACCCGCAGACGCAGGCGGAUCUCGACAAGAUCGGGGCCACCGACGACUCCUGGUGCGCCGAGCACUUGGACCACGGGUGCCUGACAGGUCUGACUUCGGCAAUGUUCAUCGACGAGAAGGAGACAUCGCCGGCGGUGCCCGAGAUCACCAAUGACACAUCGGCCAGCCUGCCGCCGCUCGCGGAGCUUCCGGCGUCGCCUGACCCGACGGCCGGCUUGUACAUCCGCUCGCGCACGGGAGAGACGGUGCAGGUCAAGAUCCCGCGGGACUGCAUCGCGUUCCAGACGGGCGAGACGCUGGAGCGCAUUACGGGCGGCAAGUUCAAGGCGGUACCGCACUUUGUGAGAGGCGUCAAGGCGUCCGUGAGCGAUGGCCGUGUUGCGCGUAACACACUUGCUGUCUUUACUCAACCCAACCUCGGCGAGGAGGUAGACAUGGAGCAACACAUUAACUUUGGCGAGUUUGCUCGAGGCAUUGUGGCUAAGAACACAGUGUCGUGA